Messenger RNA from Vicia faba (fava bean), 1638 nucleotides. The record is from the annotation of a GenBank genome assembly. NCBI's taxonomy places the organism in Eukaryota, Viridiplantae, Streptophyta, Magnoliopsida, Fabales, Fabaceae.
AUGGCUUCUCAUUUACUCAAUCACUCCAAAAAGUUAAGAAAUGCUUCGAGCUUGUUACACCAUGAUCGUGCGGUUUUGGUUCGUUGGUUUUGCAGCGACGUUCAACCCUUAUCUAUCACCAAAAAUCGUGAUAUGUUGAAAACCCGAAUACAAGAUUAUGAGUCUUCAGCGAGAAACCGUGUCUCUGAAUCAGCUUCGAACUUUACUAAACCUUCAUUUGGUGUACAGAAGAGAAACAUGUCCACCAUGAAAAGGGGUUACACGAGGUUGAAUGGAGAGGUUUUACAAAAUUCAGAGGUUCUGUCAAGGAGAAGCUAUUCAUCAGCUGCAGAUCUCCCCCCACACCAGGAAAUUGGAAUGCCUUCUCUCUCACCUACAAUGACAGAGGGUAACAUUGCAAGAUGGUUGAAGAAAGAAGGGGAUAAAGUGUCUCCUGGUGAAGUGCUCUGUGAAGUUGAAACUGAUAAAGCUACUGUUGAAAUGGAGUGCAUGGAGGAUGGUUUUCUGGCCAAAAUAGUACGUAAGGAGGGGGAAAAAGAAAUUCAAGUUGGCGAGGUAAUUGCCAUAACUGUUGAAGAUGAAGAGGACAUUGCAAAGUUUAAAGAUUACAAACCUUCAGCAUCUGAAUCUAGUGACCCACCUGCCAAAGAAACACCUGCCCCACCUCCCCCAAAGAAAGAGGUGGCAGAGGAGCCUGCACGAGAACCUGAGCCAAAGGCUUCCAAGCCUAGUGCACCACCUUCAUCUGGAGAUCGGAUAUUUGCUAGUCCCCUUGCUAGAAAGUUGGCUGAAGAGAAAAAUGUGACUCUCUCCAGCAUUAAAGGAACAGGGCCCGAUGGGCUCAUUGUCAAGGGUGACAUUGACGAUUACUUGGCUUCUAGUGGUGUUAAAGAAGUUUCAGCACCCUCAAAGGCCAAGGCUGCAACGGAUGUAGCAUUGGAUUAUACCGACAUUCCUGUCUCUCAGAUAAGAAAGAUCACGGCCUCACGUUUGUUGCUAUCAAAACAAACUAUUCCUCAUUACUAUCUAACAGUCGAUACAUGUGUUGACAAACUCAUGAGUUUGCGAUCCCAACUCAAUUCAUUGCAGGAAGCCUCUGGCGGUGCCCGCAUAUCAGUAAAUGACCUUGUAAUCAAGGCUGCUGCUUUGGCUCUCCGUAAAGUUCCUCAGUGUAACAGUUCAUGGACAAAUGACUAUAUUCGCCAGUAUCAUAACGUGAACAUUAAUGUUGCCGUGCAGACUGAACACGGACUCUUUGUUCCGGUCGUCAGGGAUGCAGACAAGAAAGGCCUCUCUAAAAUAGGCGAAGAGGUCAAACAAUUGGCUAAAAAAGCUAAAGAAAACAGCUUGAAACCCCAAGAUUAUGAGGGAGGUACAUUCACAGUGUCUAACUUGGGAGGACCAUUUGGAGUCAAACAGUUCUGUGCCAUUGUCAAUCCUCCUCAAUCAGGCAUUCUUGCAGUUGGAUCUGCCGAGAGGAGAGUCGUUCCAGGUUCAGGUGCUGAAGAAUUCAAAUUUGCAUCCUUCAUCGCCGUAACCCUCAGCUGUGAUCAUCGUGUAAUAGAUGGGGCUAUUGGUGCUGAAUGGCUAAAAGCAUUCAAAGGCUACAUUGAGAAUCCAGAAACAAUGUUGUUGUAA